Messenger RNA from Corythoichthys intestinalis (scribbled pipefish), 16060 nucleotides. It is a transcript of the gene unc13a, whose product is annotated as unc-13 homolog A (C. elegans). Bases 333 to 5774 code for a protein of 1813 amino acids. Gene Ontology annotation, biological process: synaptic vesicle priming; presynaptic dense core vesicle exocytosis; dense core granule priming. NCBI's taxonomy places the organism in Eukaryota, Metazoa, Chordata, Actinopteri, Syngnathiformes, Syngnathidae. The transcript has 42 exons. Gene Ontology annotation, cellular component: synaptic vesicle membrane; presynaptic active zone cytoplasmic component; presynaptic membrane. Gene Ontology annotation, molecular function: calcium ion binding; phospholipid binding; diacylglycerol binding. The record is from RefSeq and is a predicted model, not a curated record.
GAGAGGGAAAUGAGCUGUCCUCAAGGCUGGUUCUGAAAGCCCAGCAAAGAUGGCUGAGAGCUGAGAUAGGAAAAGAAGACAAUUUUAGCGCUCUGACGCCUCAUUUAUCCUAAACAUCGCCGGGAGGACCUCGACGCUCACUGUCAAGCCAAGUGAAGAAAUUACCACUCGUGUUUCGUCGCGACGUCCGUCGUGCCGCGGUGUUGGUGGUGAUGGUGGUGCUUCUGCUGCUAGGCGGACGUGUCACAUCUUCCUUGCCGCUUCGAAGGCGGCGUUUAACGGCCACAGGGAAAGACGUGAGGAGGCAAUAACCUUAAAAGACCCAUCGAGAGAUGUCCUUGCUGUGUGUUGGAGUGAAAAAAGCCAAGCUUGAUGGACCACAAGAAAAAUUCAACACUUAUGUGACCCUGAAGGUGCAGAAUGUCAAGAGCACCACCAUCGCAGUGCGCGGCAGUCAGCCGUGCUGGGAGCAGGAUUUUAUGUUCGAGAUAAACCGACUGGACCUUGGCCUUACAGUUGAGGUGUGGAAUAAGGGCCUCAUCUGGGACACGAUGGUGGGCACCUUAUGGAUCCCACUAAGUAGCAUCCGGCAGUCCAAUGAGGAUGGUCCAGGUCAAUGGUUAACACUGGACUCCAAUGUGAUCAUGGCGGAGAAUGAAAUCUGCGGCACCAAAGAUCCAACCUUUCACAGGCUGCUGCUGGACACACGCUUCGAACUGCCACUAGACAUUCCAGAAGAAGAGGCACAAUAUUGGGCCAAGAAGCUUGAGCAACUGAAUGCCAUGAGAGAGCAAGAUUAUGCCUAUCAAGAGGAGCAAGAGAGGCCUCUGCAAGCGCCAUCCACGCAGUGCUGUAAUUGGAGUCUGUGGGGAGAUCAGCAAAAUGAUGACCCAGACAGCGCAGUGGACGACAGGGACAGUGACUACCGCAGCGAGACCAGUAACAGCAUGCCGCCUCCUUUUUACACUACAUCUCAACCCAACGCCUCCAUGCACCAGUAUCCCAUCAGGCAACAGCACUACAGACACUCUUACGACGAUGACAUGGAUUAUGACCACCGGGACAUGAGAACCUAUGAUAGUUUAGACUUGGCCACCAACGGGCGCAGUGAUAUCGACUCAGGCUCAGGGUCGAGCCGGCGCACCAGUCGUCAAUAUUCUCUAGACAGUAGGCAUUCGCUGUCCGAUAGUCCCACCGACAGUCGCUACGCCUCGUCGGGCGAGCUUAGCCGAGGGAGCUCCCAGCUCAGUGAGGAGUUUGUCCCAGAGGAUGGAGAGAGCUUGCGAGGAUCUGAGUUCUACGACGAAAACGACUCAUACCACUCCUGUCACUCCUCCAUUAGUUAUGGCAAGGAAGACUUCCCGGCCUGGGACGGGGAGGAUCAACAGGGCGUCUAUAGUGACGAGGGGAGCUAUGUUAAAGAUGGUGGAGAAGACAGGGCACUCUACGGUGACGAGGAAUGUGAUAUGUACGAAGAGGAAGGAGGGUAUCACUAUGAAGAUGAGGAGGAGAUGCCAUACGAGGAAGAGGAAGAUAUCUACCCAAUGGAUGGGGCACUCAGUGAGGAGCAGGAGGCGCCUUACACCCCCGCAAGUACCACUGCUACUCUCGCGCCCCCAUCUGAUAGUGUGUCCUCCAGCAGGCCUCCUCUAGAAAAACAGCCAUCGUUACAUCAACAGCAAUCUUCCAAUCAGCUGCAACCUUCAACCACCGCCCCGGUCCUCCCUCCACUCAAACAGGAUGACACCUUGCCCCCUUUCACGGAUGACGCUACCGUUGCACCUACCCAGGAAGACUUAUUUACCACCACAGAUACUACGAUCAACAGUACACCCACCGCCGCCACGGUAUCACAGAUUGAAGGUCCCGAUGCUAAUUUCCAGGAGCCUGAGCCAAAGCCUGAGUUGCCCCAAGAGGAAGUUCUACCACCGGAAGAACCUCCGGCUGAGGAAAGCAUCCCCCCACCCCCUGAGGAGAAAACAGAGGAGCCUCCUGUUUCCACUUUCCCGAAGAGGGAGCUGAUGGAACCCGGUCCAGCGAGAGCCAAAGCCAACUGGCUCCGAUUGUUUAGCAGAGUACGACUGCAGUUACAAGAGGCAAGAGGCGAGAGUGUCGGCAUCGCCUCUCUGCUAUUAUCAGCGGGGAUGGGCGGUGCUCUUUACAGCAUCGACAGCAUGCCAGACCUCAGGAAGAGGAAAGCUAUGCCUCUGGUCAGAGAUCUGUCAUUGGUCCAGAACUCUAGGAAGGCCGGCAUCACCUCAGCCUUGACAUCUAGCACCUUGCACAAUGAAGAAUUGAAGAGUCAUGUUUACAAGAAGACCCUCCAGGCUCUCAUCUAUCCCAUCUCCUGCACCACCCCGCACAAUUUCGAGGUGUGGACAGCCACCACACCCACUUACUGCUAUGAGUGCGAAGGACUGCUGUGGGGAAUCGCUCGCCAGGGUAUGCGCUGCAGUGAAUGUGGCGUCAAAUGUCACGAGAAGUGCCAGGACCUGCUCAAUGCUGACUGUCUGCAAAGAGCAGCAGAAAAAAGCUCCAAACACGGUGCAGAGGACCGGACUCAGAACAUCAUCAUGGUCCUCAAAGACCGGAUGAAGAUUCGUGAAAGAAAUAAACCAGAGAUCUUUGAACUCAUUCAAGAAGUCUUCUCUGUCCCCAAGGCUACACACGGCACCCAGAUGAAGCAAAUCAAGCAGAGUGUGCUUGACGGAACUUCCAAAUGGUCAGCAAAGAUUAGCAUCACGGUGUUGUGUGCCCAAGGUUUACAAGCAAAGGAUAAAACCGGCUCCAGUGAUCCCUAUGUUACAGUCCAGGUGGGAAAGACCAAAAAGAGGACCAAAACUAUCUAUGGCAACCUCAAUCCUGUCUGGGAGGAGACCUUCAAUUUUGAAUGCCACAACUCCUCAGAUCGCAUCAAGGUGCGAGUGUGGGACGAGGAUGAUGACAUCAAGUCCCGGGUAAAGCAGAAGUUCAAGCGGGAGUCAGACGAUUUCCUCGGGCAAACCAUCAUCGAGGUCCGUACUCUAAGCGGAGAAAUGGACGUGUGGUACAACCUCGACAAGCGCACGGACAAAUCAGCCGUAUCGGGGGCAAUCCGCAUGCACAUCAAUGUGGAGAUUAAGGGCGAAGAGACAGUCGCUCCCUAUCAUGUUCAAUACACAUGUUUGCAUGAAAACCUCUUCCACUUUGUCACAGACAUCCAGAACACAGGUGUGGUGAAGAUCCCCGAUGCCAAAGGUGACGAUGCGUGGAAAGUGUACUAUGAGGAGACACCUCAGGAGAUAGUGGAUGAGUUUGCAAUGCGCUAUGGAGUGGAGUCCAUUUACCAAGCCAUGACUCACUUUGCCUGCCUAUCGUCCAAGUACAUGUGCCCGGGCGUUCCUGCAGUGAUGAGCACCCUGCUGGCCAACAUCAAUGCCUACUAUGCGCAUACAACCCAGGCUACUAACAACGUAUCUGCCUCAGACCGCUUUGCUGCUUCCAACUUUGGGAAAGAACGAUUUGUCAAGCUUCUUGAUCAGCUUCACAACUCCCUGAGGAUCGACCUGUCCAUGUACCGAAACAACUUUCCAGCCAGCAGUCCUGAGAGGCUGCAGGACCUCAAGUCCACAGUUGACCUCCUCACUAGUAUCACUUUCUUCAGGAUGAAGGUCCAAGAGCUGCAGUCUCCUCCCAGAGCAAGCCAGGUUGUGAAAGACUGUGUGAAAGCCUGUCUCAACUCCACUUAUGAGUACAUCUUUAACAACUGCCAUGAACUCUACAGCCGCGAGUACCAGACAGAUCCGGCUAAGCAGGGUGCAGUUCCUCCAGAGGAACAGGGACCCAGCAUCAAAAACCUAGACUUCUGGUCUAAACUCAUCACCCUUAUUGUCUCAAUCAUCGAGGAAGACAAGAAUUCUUACACACCCUGCCUCAACCAAUUCCCCCAGGAACUCAAUGUGGGUAAAAUCAGCGCUGAAGUAAUGUGGAAUCUGUUUGCUCAGGACAUGAAAUAUGCAAUGGAGGAGCACGAGAAAAACCGCUUGUGCAAGAGUGCCGAUUACAUGAACCUGCACUUCAAGGUCAAGUGGCUUUACAACGAGUACUGCAAAGACUUGCCUUUCUUCAAGAGUAGAGUGCCAGAAUAUCCUGCGUGGUUUGAGCCUUUCGUGAUCCAGUGGCUGGAUGAAAACGAGGAGGUUUCUCGGGACUUCCUUCAUGGGGCUUUGGAGAGAGACAAAAAAGAUGGGUUCCAGGUCACAUCAGAGCAUGCGCUGUUCUCCUGUUCUGUCGUGGAUGUGUUUUCCCAGCUCAACCAGAGCUUUGAGAUAAUCAGGAAAUUAGAGUGUCCAGAUCCGCAAAUUGUUGGACAUUACAUGAAACGAUUUGCCAAGACCAUCAGCAAUGUACUUCUGUCAUAUGCUGACAUCAUCUCGAAGUGUUUUGCUAACUACAUCACUAUGGAGAAAGUGCCCUGCAUCCUUAUUAACAACAUCCAACAGUUGAGAGUGCAACUAGAGAAGAUGUUCGAGGCCAUGGGUGGAAAAGAUCUCUGUAUUGAGGCCAGCGACAUCCUGAAGGACUUGCAGGUUAAACUCAAUAAUGUCAUGGAUGACCUCAGCAGGGUCUUUUCAGUCAGUUUUCAGCCUCACAUUGAAGAGAAUGUGAAGCAGAUGGGAGACAUUUUAGCUCAGGUAAAAGGAACGUCAAAUGUCGGAAAUGCCAGCAGUGUGGCCCAGGAUGCUGACAACGUUCUGCAACCCAUCAUGGAGUUCUUGGACAGCAACCUGACUCUAUUUGCCAAGAUCUGUGAGAAGACUGUGCUGAAGCGUGUGCUGAAGGAGCUAUGGAAACUGGUGAUGAACACAAUGGAGAAAACGAUUGUUCUUCCGCCGCUUACAGAUCAAACAGGCACCCAGCUCAUCUUUAACGCCGCCAAGGAACUGGGACAGCUGUCCAAACUGAAGGAGCACAUGGUUCGCGAGGAAGCCAAAGCACUAACACCCAAACAGUGUGCAGUCAUAGAGCUGGCCCUUGACACCAUCAAGCAAUAUUUCCACGCUGGUGGUGUUGGUCUCAAGAAGACAUUCCUGGAGAAAAGUCCCGACCUGCUGUCUCUCCAUUACGCUCUGUCCCUCUACACACAGGCCACAGACAAACUAAUUAAGACCUUUGUCCAGUCACAAAAUGCACAAGUGUUCGGCGGCAAGGGGGUGCGGUUCACCAGUAGUGAGGAUGUUUACCCAGAGAAGGGCUCCGGGGUGGAAGACGCGGUGGGAGAGGUGUCCAUUCACGUGGAGAUCUUCACUCACCCCAACACCGGAGAACACAAGGUCACUGUGAAAGUGGUGGCCGCCAACGACCUGAGGUGGCAGACGCAGGGUAUAUUCCGUCCAUUCGUGGAGGUGUUCAUUAUCGGCCCACACCUCAGUGACAAGAAGAGGAAGUAUGCCACCAAGUCCAAGAACAAUAGCUGGGCACCCAAAUACAACGAGACCUUCACUUUCACGCUGAGUAGCGAGGUGGGCCCCGAGUGUUACGAACUGCAGGUGUGCGUCAAAGACUACUGCUUUGCCCGCGAGGAUCGCACAGUGGGAAUGGCAGUGCUGCAGCUGAAGGACGUGGCCUCCAAGGGCAGUGUGGCCUGCUGGCUGCCACUGGGCAAGCGUGUCCACAUGGACGAGACGGGCCUGACCGUCUUGCGCAUCCUGUCGCAGCGCAACAACGACGACGUGGCCAAGGAGUUCGUCAAGCUCAAGUCGGACCAGCGCUCGGCUGAAGAAGGGCGUGGAUGAACCGCCCUCAGUGCUGUAAAUACGUUCAUUCUGGUUGGGAUACAAAUGAUCAAUUGUGGCGUUUAUCGGGAUUGUCGGAAAAGUUCCAGGACUGACGUCAAAAAUUUAUACAGUGGUGCUUUGAGAUUCAAGUCGAACACAUAAAAGCCAUAGAGGCCAAAUUAUACAGUACAGAUAUGUACUCAGGAUCUACUUUUGACCAACACUAAAAGGGGUUAAUAAGGUCAGGCUUGAAAAAUCCUUAGCGACUCCAGUCCUGGAACUUUUCUGACACACCUCAUAUAUCACGCGUGCCGUCACACGUCUCGUUUGGCCGCACAGGGUUUUAUUGGUCUUAGAGAAGGUCACCGCUAAAAUGUGUUUAAGUGCAAAAAGGUGGAAAGAUAACAUUCCAAAAGUCUUAGGGAAGAAAUACACGUAUUGUUUACUCAUUUUUGCCAGAUUAUAUUUAUACAAAUAUAGUUAGGAGUCAAAUCAUUAAUGAAAAUGAUGUUAGUUGGUGGAACAGAGCACACUGCCUGACACCCUCAAUGCCUUCUGUCUCGUACACCCGUUGUCUUUGUGAUGACAUGAGUGCAUGAGUCUGUGUGUGUGUGUGUGUAUGUGUUGCCAACACAAGCCAAAAUCGCAGUGCGAUGUUGGUGUCAUGGUUUACUCCCUCUUUGUUAUGAGUGUCAACAUUCCAGAUGGAAGGUGCCAAGUUUCCCACGCACAAACACGUCUAUGUGAGGUGAUAUUUCGACAUGAAGCACAAGUCAUUAUGGAUAAGUGGACCAUCAAGUUGGACGUCUGCUAAAAAAGGGCUGUAGUGCCAUUCUAAAAUGCUGAGGUAUUACCAUGCAAAGACCAAACUAACCUCUGAGUUUGUUUUUAGAAUUACAUCGCGUUUCAGGGCCGUACAUGACCCGCGUGCCACAAGUUGUCCACCCAAUUCUGACCCGUAGAGCACAUCACGUUAGUGUGAUGGUUACCAACCACAGGGUCUUCAUUCCUGCUUCCUUUUUUAAAAGGGACUGUGUGAGAAAUGAGAGCGUCGCAGUCCGACAACAGUGGACAACGUAGAAAACGUGAAAAAGAAGCACAGCCAAGUGAACAAAAUAAGAGCAGAACAGUGGUAAGAAACAUGAAAGCAAAUGAGUCAUUCCAAAAUCGGAAGACAUUUUGGUUUCAAAAGUAUUGGAAAAUGCGCCAAAAUAAGUACCUUAUUUUCGGACUGUAAGGGCGCUUUCACACUAAACCAAGAGGACAACAGUCUGGUUGGAGAGCUAAUUCGCAGCAACACUUGCAAAUGUGUUGUUGAAAAGGUUCAGCAUUCACACUGUGCCAAGCGAACUUUCCAAGUAGCAUCACGUGGACGAAAGGCGCACUCAUUGAUUGGACAAAUAGAAGAGAAAAUGCCUCCCUCCUGGGACGGGAGGGAGCUUGGAGCGUCACAGCGUGGUGCUGUGACACUGCACGUAAUGUAGCAUAGCAUAGCCGAGCGAGGCAGUUCCCUCCCAACUCAAUGCCGAGGGAGUAUAUGAAAAAUACAUAGGGGAAAAUUAAACCACGAAAAGGAACCGCGUGGCACUCCAAGUCACACAGGAGUCCAAUCGCUCUCACUUUCGUGACUUUUUGGACUGUCAAAUUGUCACCACUUCCAGGAGAGCGAAACUCACGAAACGGCUGCCCCGAUAGGCUCCGCCUGUCUAUUUCACUGUCACUCUUACACGGUACGUUCAGCAGCACCAUGCAAAACACAACCGCCGGAGUAAAACAUGAUUCUCCGUAUCAAAUGCAACUGCUUAGCGCAGCACAACAACAUUUGGCCAUGGCUAAUCGUCAUCUUGCCAUUGUUGAUUUUGAAUAGCGUGUGCGCUGUACUUCCGCUUCCAUGGAUGCCCUGCAUGUACCGUCAUAGCAUGCACAUAAAGUAGCUAAAGCAGACCCUGCUCCGGUUGCAUUCACAAGCAAAGCAGGGUGCGCUUAAAGCUGACCGAGACCCACGAUUUUUAAGCGGACCUGAGAUCGUUUGUUUGGACCAAAUUAGAGUUGAAAUGCGCGUUCACAUUUACAAAACGAAGCGGACUAUCUGAGAAAAACAACUCUGGUCCGUUUAAAACGGACCAAACAGUGCUAGUGUGAAAGCGCCCUCAGUAGCAUUUUGGGGGGGGAAUUUAUUUGAUAAAAUCCAUUACCAAGAACAGACAUGGUAUCUUGAAAUGAAAUUUAAAAUAAAAAUACAAUAGAGAACAACAGGCUGAAUAAGUACCAUAUGCUAACGUUACAUGAUGCAUGAACAACGAACUGAGAACGUCCCCAUUAUAUUAACGUAACAUAGCUGUUGAGUUACUCAUAACUAUAGCAUAAAGAACAUGCUAAGUUUUCCAAACCAUCAGUGGCUUUCCUGAUCACUAAAUACAAUGGAUUUAUAUCAUAAUGUGUUAAAAUUUCACACAUAAAUCACUACAGAGCAGUGGUUCUUAACCUUAUGAAAGGUGCCGAAACCCACAAGUUUCACAUGUGGAUUCACCGAACCUUUCGGAAUUAAAUAAUAAAGCAAUUUUUUCAAAUUCAAAGGCGAUGUAUCAAAGCUAGCAAACUAAUAAUUUAGCAAAUUCCUGUUCAAGAUUCUUAUUUUGACCUCAUGUUUUAUAAAUAGGUCAAAAUUAGAGACCACGCUGCCCAUUGGUCUGUUGCAUUCCCUCAUAACAAGUGCGAGUCGACCUUCCACUGAGCAAACCAAUUCCUCCUCCCAUCAGAUCGAGGACUUGUAGUUAAAAGAAAUGGAUUAAACCUGUAAAUUGGGAGCAAACCAAUCCAAAACCUGGCCUAAAAAGCCACUUUACAUUUAAUCAGCGUACGAAAAUAGGGCUCUGCGAUUCUUUACCUUUGGCUAACUUAGACUUACUCACCAAACCCCUGGGGUUCGAUCAAACUCAGGUUAACCCUUUAAGGUCUGGGCCUAUUUUGUCUGAUUUUGCAUGCCUUUGAAGUUGCCUUUAUAUUUCAAAGAAAGAAUUGUUUACGAUGGCCUGGUUUGGUCCCUUUUUUUGUGACACCUUGAACUUUAUGUCCAAACUGUUGUUUCCUUCACUGACCAAUUAUAAAUCAUCAUUUUGGUCCCAAAAAGACCAAAAAUUCCAAAAUCGUUUUGUCAAAAUUUUUAAUAUUGAUGUCCAAUUGACAACCAAACAUGCGUAACGAACCGUUUUGAAACUUUGUAAUAUUUAUUCAACAUGUUAGGAUGAACAUUCAACCAAAAAAAUUUAGAAUAAAUAGUCUUAUAUUUGACAAUUCAACAUAAACAACAGGUAUAGCCAUAGGCGUUUUUUGCCUUUAUACAUGCUCUAGUCAAAACAGGUUAUAUACAGCAGACCAAACAGUGAAGAACAGUGAAAAAAUAUACCAUCUAACACAAAAAGUGUUUAGAGGCCAUCUCUUUAUGAGUUUAGGUAUUGCGGCCCAUCACCUGAUGAAAACUAUGUACACUCAAUCAAGCUUCUUGAGCACACAUUUAUAUACACAAAUUGAGAAGACUGAUUGUGGGAAGAAAAAAAUAUAUAUAUAACAUUGGGGGAAAAAAGCAUUUUCAAAAAUAUUUACAAUAAACAAGUUAAUUUUUUUUCAGACAUGCCACUCCAAAAAGCAGUUUCGUCCUGGAAUUAGACACAGGGCUACAUCCCACAGACCACACUUCCAUGGGGUGUCGGUCCUCUUUCCACCCUUCCAUUUUCAUUUCACUUUACUUUCAUUGUCACUAUAAAUGUGCAUGAAAAAAAGUCAGUAUUUAUGAAAAUAAUAAAGUAUAAAAUAAAAAUAUAGAUUUCCAUUAUUAUUUAUUGCUGUAUAUAUGUAUGACAAUAGAAAGAAUACCAUAGCUGAAUAUGUGCUACAUCCCUAAUCUUCAUAUAGAAAGAAGAACACCACAAUUAUAAAUUCCUGCCUUGGAUACACACAGUGCACGUACGACUUUGAUCUGAUAUGCACAUUUUAUUAUUAUAUACACAAACACACACUUAUAUUGCAUCAAAAUUAACUUUGUCUUGCAAUAUCAAAAGAAACUUUCAAAAGAAACUUUUUCAGCAUAAAAAAAAAAGUGAGUUUGCUUACCUCUGCUCGUCGAUGGCGUCACCCACGUGUUCAAAUCCGUCACUAUCUUCACUCGAGGACUCUUCCGAAGAAGACGAUGAUGACGAAUUUGGACCAUCCUCUUCCUCAAGUUGAUCAAAAAGCACAAUUGCUUGCGCUAAAUUUAAUUUUCCGUUCAUUCUCAAAGUCACACAAAGUCGCUGCUCGAUCCAAACGGCCAUCGCUCGCCACCUCGCUGCUUCAGAACACUCCUCCCUCUCGUUCGGUGGAACUUCGCACGGUAGUUAUAUUUAUUAAAAAAACGCAUUUUGUGCUUCCACUGUGACUUCGAAAGGGUUCGUUUGAUUUGUGUUUUUUUCAUGGAGCUUCCGUUUUGAAAAAGGACAAGAAAUGAUGGAAAUAUAGACAUAAACAAAUGAUCCAUACAGCGUUUUAAUGUUUUUUUGAGAGGGCAAUAAAACUAUAAAACUUAAAUGACAAUAUCUCACGUUUUAGUUGGUCGAUUGACUUCAAAUAAUGAGAGUAAACCGCAACUUCCGCACUUUAAAACGAGACCAACCAACGGCAUGUGGGUCACGUAAUUAAAACGUGAGGGCGCUUCAAAGACGACGUGCGCUUAGGACGCGCCGGCGCGUCCUUCGACUCUCAAGGGUUAAGAACCACUGCUCCAGAGUAUAAGUCGCACUCACAGCCAAACUGGGGGGUGAAUCAUUUUUAGUCCGAAAAAAAAUUGCAAAGGUUUCAUUAGCUCAUCUAUAGAUCGAUGCUAAAAAAAAAUUAACAGGGUUGCAAGCUGCAAGUUGUUAGCUUUUUCUCAGGGGUGGCUAAACCGCUAGCUUUUACUGCUGAGCAAAAGCCCAAGCUUACUAGAUUUCUUUCCACGGAUAAUUCAUAUUUGAAAUAUAUUCAAGCAAUCCUUUCUCGGACACUAUGGAUUACCAUAUUGGCCCGAAUAUAAGAUGGUGUUUUUUGCAUUGAAAUAAGACUGAAAAAGUGGGGGUCGUCUUAUAUUCGUGGUCUAGACGUUAUACCCAUUCAUGACGCAAGAUGGCGCCAGAUAUCAUUGAAGCAAUGUUCUGUCUUGAUAGAUCUCAGCUACUCUCAAGUUUAACUAGUUGGCAUUAUUUUAUUGCAAUGUUUUUCCUUAUUCAGAUUUGUUUCAAGACUACAGUUACAGUUAGACUUAAAUUUAAUGGUUAAUGCAGUUAUUGCAAUUUUGUUGUUUUAUCACAAUAGAUUGGUUUAUUUACAUUUCAAAAACCAGAAGCAAUUCAUUUACGAAUGUGAUUGCACUUUACAUAUUUUAAUGUUCAGAUAUUAAGAUUUGAAUGAGGCAAAAUAACAUGUUUUUUUAAUCAAAUGUAUUGUUAUAAGCAUUUGUUUCAGAUGUACUGAAAUUAUUUUCUGCAUAAAAAUUAAUUUGGUGUUCAAAAAGUCUUUUUUUUUUGUCAAACUUGAGUCUGAAAGAGGGGGUCGUCUUAUAAUCAGUCUUAUAUUCGGGCCAAUACGGGAAUUAAAAUGUAAUCCAAUUCUGAAAUGACAAACAUUCACGAGGAUUCUCGCCUACUUGUUCAAAAGGGAUACAAUCUUCACAUUGUGAAUAUUGGGGUCACAUCCAGGGUGUACGUUAUAGGGACAAGCGCUUCCCCCUGGACCUCUAUGCAUCUGAUUCGUCCAAUCAAAAGUUUCGCUUGUUUCAAGCAGUCUCAUAAUGUUUACAUAGUGAAUAUUCCUCUCGUGAUAUCAGCACAAGUAUUGGUGGCUAUAUUGUUUUUAAAAAAAAAAAAAGUCUUUUAAUGUCAAGGGCCAAUUUUUUGCUGCAGUUUUAGUAGAGACCGAAUUGCUUUUUUUGUGUGUUUUGGAGACAAGGGGUUUAAAGAGGAUUCUUGGAAAUCAACGAUUUAACAAAAUUUGAUUUGAGGUGAUGUUUGGGUGAUGUAGUGGAAAGGUCACACUGACAACAAGAAAAACAAGAGUUAAAUUCGAAAGGUACCAGAAAUGAAAGCAGACUUUACCAGAACGUGUCAAAUUUUUUCAAAAAUUUCCAGUUUGUCUUCACAUUGUAAAUGACUGAUUUUCGUCGUAAAAAUGUAUUCCUCCGUAAAUCACGACUUAAAGUGCCUGUGACGCAAAAACAUGUUUAUUUCAUAUGUGGUAUUUUAUACUCCUGAAUGAAAUGGACCGCUUGGAUGUGUGUGGAAGCUAUCGAUAUAUUUAUGACAUCAUCGGACUAAUCGGCCAUCUUCGCAUAGAGGGCUAUCCUCAGCUUGGGAAGGGGGGAGCCCCCCGCUCUCGUCUCAGAUUCUCGAAUUUGUCGAGACUUCGAUGCGCCAUUUUCGGCGUUUCAUUCCCCACUGCGUCCCCGGUGACGAGCACUGCGACUGCUGGGGCCGCAGCAGAACGACGAGCCGAAACUUGCUCACCGCCAGGGGCUGGCUGAUCGGUGAAAAUCAACCCCGUCGCCAUCUGUGACGUGAGUCGGGGUAGUUUUGUGUGAUUUUUCGUUUUCGAAAGGCGAGGAAAAGCCGCUCAGUUCAGGUUAGCAUGUCGCCUUGCUCUCACGCCUCCUCUUUUGUUUAGUCUUUCUUCAGUCUCCGAAACCGGGACAGGGAAAUGACAAAAGACAGACUAACUCCAGUGGCAUAAAAUACCGUUGAGGAGGUUUAAGAAGUCGGGCAGUUUUGACCAUUAUGCAGUAAUUUAGCCCUGUCGUACUGAAUAAAUGCAUUUUUAAUAUUUCAUAUUCCAUUUAGCACAUGGCUGUUAUUUGUUAUGACCAUAGUUUAUUUAGCAAUUGGGGAAAAAUACUUAGAUAAAAAGAAGAUCCUGUAAAAAAUACUGGAAAGAUAAAAACAUUGAUGACAUUUUGCUGCUUUUUGUCGCAUUUUCCUCGCUCUGAAUCUUCCCCAUUGGACUGAAUUGUAAAUCAGCUGAAAUCGUCACUCUGCCGACGUCAUCACACAGAUGGAGCGCUAGAGCGCUAUAAUGCCAGGCGGGGCUAAACGGCAGUUUAAAAGACUCAUUUCUCGUCAUCUGCGCUUUCCGAAAUUGUUGUAUAUAGUCCAAUUGUCUCAAAAUAUUUUAUUUCACAUAAUAUUGCUAUUUAUUAUUUAACGUGUCACAGGCACUUUAAUGUCAGAGUUGUAUGACUUGAGUCAUGAAUAUGAUAUUUUCACCAAUGAAUAACACCUAUUGAAUUUUUGUUUUUUGCCAAAAUAUAGGGAACUUGUUCAACACAUUAUUGCUAAAUUAUCCACUUUAUAGUAUCUUGGGGGCCAUAACCACAGUUUAGCUCCGUUUUUAUUAUAAUUUUGUUUUCAACAUUUAUAAUUGUUUUUACUCAUAGAAAAUGUACAGUGGGGAGAACAAGUAUUUGAUACACUGCCGAUUUUGCUGGUUUUCCCACUUGCAAGCCAUGUAGAGGUCUGUAAUUUGUAUCAUAAGUUCUCUUCAACUGGAAGGGACGGAAUCUAAUACAAAAAUCCAGAAAAUCACAUUGUAUAAUUUUUAAAUAAUACAUUUGUAUUUAACUGCAUGAAAUAAGUAUUUGAUACAUUACCAACUAGUAAAUAUUUCGGCUCUUAGUUCUUUUUAAGAACCCCUCCUUUUCUCCACUCAUUACCGGAAAUAACUGCACCUGUUUGAACUUGUUACCUGUAUAAAAGACACCUGUUCACAUGCUCAAACAAACAAACUCCAACCUCUCCACAAUGGCCAAGACCAAAGAGCUGUGUAUGGACAUCAGGGAUAAAAUAAUAGACCUGCACAAGGCUGGAAUGGGCUACAGGAAAAUAAGCAAGCAGCUUGGUGAGAAGGUAACAACUGUUGGAGCGAUUAUUAGAAAAUGGAAGAAGUUCAAGUUGACGGUCAAUCUGCCUUGUUCUGGGGCUCCAUGCAAGAUCUCACCUUGUGGGGCAUCACUGAUCAUGAGGAAGGUGAGGGAUGGGCCCAGAACUACACGGCAGGACCUGGUCAAUGACCUGAUGAGAGCUGGAACCACAGUCUCGAAGAAAACCAUCGAAAACACAUUACGCCGUCAUGGAUUAAAAUCCUACAGCGCACCCAAGGUCCUGCUGCUGAAGCCAGUGCAUGUCCAGACACGUCUGAAGUUUGCCACUGACCAUCUGGAUGAUCCAGAGGAGCAGUGGGAGAAGGUCAUGUGGUCGGAUGAGACCAAAAUUGAACGUUUUAGUCUAAACUCGGCUCAUCGUGUUUGGAGGAAAAAGAAGGAUGAGUACAACCCCAAGAACACCAUCCCAACCGUGAAACAUGGAGGAGGAAACAUUUUUUGGGGGCUGCUUCUCUGCCAAGGGUACAGGAUGACUGCACCAUAUUGAGGGGAGGAUGGAUGGGGAUAUGUAUCACCAGAUCUUGGCUGACAACCUCCUUCCUUCAGUGAGAGCCCUGAAGAUGGGUCGUGGCUGGGUCUUCCAGCAUGACAACGACCCAAAGCACACAGCCAAGGCAACUAAAGAGUGGCUCCGUAAGAAGCAUCUUAAGGUCCUGGAGUGGCCUAGCCAGUCACCAGAUCUGAAUCAGAUAGAAAAUCUAUGGAGGGAGCUGAAAGUCCGUGUUGCCCGGCAGCAGCCCCGAAACCUGAAGGCUCUGGAGAAGAUCUGCAUGGAGGAGUGGGCUAAAAUCCCUGCUGCAGUGUGUGCAAACCUUGUCAAGGACUACAGGAAACGUUUGGUAUCUGUAAUAGCAAACAAAGGUUUCAGUACCAAAUAUUAAGUUUGAUUUUUGUGAUGUAUCAAAUACUUAUUUCAUGCAAUUAAAUGAAAUUAUUUAAAAAUCAUACAACGUGAUUGUUUUUUUUGUAUUAGAUUCCGUCCCUCACAGUUGAAGAGAACUUAUUUUGAUACAAAUUACAGACCUCUACAUGCUUUGCAAGUGGGAAAACCAGCAAAAUCGGCAGUGUAUCAAAUACUUGUUCUCCCCACUGUAUAAAUCUAUAUAUUUGGUAUAUAAAAAUAUAGUUAUGUGAACACAAGGUCUUAAGUUUUUACCAAAAAUAUCUAUUUGCCCUAUAAGGGAUUAAAUCAGUUUCAGUAAAAUACCAAUAAGAAAAUUGUGAAUCUGCAAAUAUGCGUCCACCAUACAUGAACUUUUUAAUACAACUUGCGUCCACACCACAAAACUGCAUUCUUGUAAUAUUUCAACUUUAUUCCCAAUGAAUCUGUGUUACACUUUUUAACAUCACAAUUCAGUUUACAUAAUAUCUUGGGAAAUACAGUUAACAACUUUUAAUAUUCCAGCUUUAUUCGGAUAGUGCCCCAAUUUUCUUCUUUUCAGUGUGGCUCAGGGAAGCUUUUCGCGUGGAUGUUACUGUCCGUCCGUCCGUCCGUCUGUGUGUGUCUGAGUGUGCGCAUCUGCUUGGAUGAGUCAAAUGAGCUGAAUGAAUUAGCGUCUGUGUGGCACGUGCACCUCGUUUCCUCCUUGGAGAACAUGUGGGUGACAUGCAAUGUUGUCGCUAAUGUCACCAAAUUUCUCGCCGUCCACAGCGACGUUUUUCAGAGGCAUGCAGAAAUUUGGGGAUGGAAGCACAAGCAAAAAAAAAAUUAUUAAAAAAAAAAAAAAAAAAAAUCAUGUAAAAAGCACACAACUAAGGGGACAGACGUGCAUGUUCUGCCCUACAUGCACGGUCCUGUAUGUCCACCAAUGGUGCAUGAUAGGAACGUUGUAACAAAAAAACAACAACAAAAAUCAAUUUUUCUCAAAAUGUAUUGUGCCAGCACGCGUAAUAUUUUGAUGUCGUCUCCUUUAUUUUGAUAUCUUUUUUUCUAUUUUUCCAAAAUGUUUGUGAAUAUAUAAAUACGUAUCACGGAUGAUUAUGAUGUGAAGUGUUGCAAAGUAGUUGCAUGGGACAUUUUUUAUACACGAGAUGUUUAUAAUGUGUUUUUUUUUUUUUUUUUUUUUUACAUUUAUGUUUUUGGGAGUUACUGGGACGAUAUGACUCGUUGUGUUCUGCUUCCAAUAAAAAAAAUAUGGCAUAUUUAAAUUGCGUGUUGUCCAGAAAAAGUUCACACUCUGCGAAGGAAGGAUAUCUUGAGGGAGUCCGGGAUGGUCAGCUGAUCCGCGCGGACGGAUGGCGGUUUCUCGUUGGGAAACGUGACGGGAAACACGCGCUUGACGUCCAAGAAGAGCUGGCGAGGUUGAGCGUCCACCCGUUCUUUGAGGAGACCCUGAAAAAGUCAAGAUGGAAGAUGUAACAAAAC